AAUGUAUGAACAACAAUUUGUUUUAUGAAUUAAAAAAAAAAGUAGAGUGUUUAAUUGUGAAUAACAAAUGAUGAAGAAAAACAUUUUAAAGAUAAACCAACGACUUCCCAUUCUUCUUUCCUCAUCCCAAGUGUUUUUUGCUUUCAAAUUCUCAAAUCUGUGUUUCUCAUCAAUUCUACUCUUUGUUUUUCAGUUUUCACAUUUUCUUCUAUUCUGUCUGUCAAUUAAGGAGAAAAAAAAACACACACUUUCUUUUAUUUCUUCUUACCUUGAUUUCCACUUCGCAAAAGGAACAGCGCAGAAGAUAGUUCAGUGAAGCUACAAUCUACUACUUAUUUCUCUGAAGCUCUAUUUACUUUCUGGUAUUCACAGACAGAAAGAGAGACUAUCAACAAAAAUGGCCGAAAAUGUUGCCCCUCCUGCUGUCGAAAUUGUGACAAACCAGGCAAAGGAGUACGCAUCACCUUAUCUCCGUUACUUUUUCUGUUAUGGAGAGAUUGUUGAAGAUUUCAAGAAUCAACGAAAGGCACUUAAAUUGAGGAAACAGAGGGUGGACACUUGUGUCGAUGAGGCUAAAAGGCAAAUUCAGGUCAUCUAUGAUGACGUUGAGGACUGGCUUAGAAGUGCUGAGCAAGAACUGGAAGAAACCCAGAACUUGGAAGAUGAAAUAGAUCGCAUCAAGUGUUUCAAAUGGUGCCCUCAAUGGGGCUGGCGAUAUUGCUUAAGUAAGAAACUGGCAGAGAAGACUCCUAUUAUCUCUAAACUUUUUGAGACUUCGAACUUUGCACAGGUGGGCUACCGUCGUUCUCUUCAAGGAAUAGAGUUCAUCAAAUCCACGGAUUUCAUGGACUCUGAAUCUUCAAAAUCAGCUUUCAACCAGAUCUUGGAGGCUAUAAAAGCUGUCAACAUAAUCGGACUGUACGGAAUGCCAGGAGUUGGUAAGACAACUUUAGCCAAAGAAGUUGGGAGGCAUGCUCGAGAAAAAAAGCUCUUUGAUAAAGUUGUGAUGUUUACUAUGUCCCAAAAUCCAGACAUCAACAAAAUUCAACAUAAAGUUGCAGCGAUGUUUGAUUUAAAAUUUCAAACAGAUAUCGAAGACACAAGAGCAGAAGAGUUGUGGAUGAGAUUGAAAGCUGAGAAGGACAUCCUCAUAAUUGUCGACGACCUCUGGGAAGAAUUCAAAUUGGAGAGUAUCGGAAUUCCAUUCGGUGAUGACCACAAGGGUUGUAAAAUUCUUCUGACUACACGUCAACAGCAAGUCUGCAGUAAAAUGAAGUGUCAGAAGGAAAUUCAACUUGGCAUCUUAUCCAAAGACGAAGCAUGGGUUUUAUUUCGAGAUCAAGCUGGUUUAGAUGAUGACUGUUCCUCCUUGAAUGAGGUAGCCAAAGAGGUUGCUGGUGAAUGCAAGGGAUUGCCUCUUGCAAUUGUUACCGUGGCAAAAGCUCUAAAAGGUGAGAGUUUAGGUGGGUGGAAAGCCGCAAACCAGAGAUUCAAGGACUCAAGACAUUUGGAUAAUGAAGAAGUUCUCGGAGGUGUCCUCAAGCCUCUUAAGCUUAGCUACGAUUAUUUGAAGAAAGGCAAUAACCAAAUGACGGGAAAUGACAUCCAAAUGUGUUUCUUACUGUGUUCCCUUUUUCCUGAAGAUUUUGAAAUUCCUAUUGAGUUAUUGAUUAUGUGCGGAAUUGGAGUAGGAUUGUUCCCUAAUGUUUACUGGAUUGAAGAUAAAAGGAAUGAAAUUGGUAUAGCUCUAAAAAAACUCCAAAAAUCUGGCCUGUUAUUGGAAACUGAUGAUACAGAAAGGAUAAGAAUGCAUGAUGUGGUUAGAGAUUUUGCUCAUUGGCUAACAUCAACCAAAGAAAAUAGGUUUAUGGUAAAAGAUAAGUUGGAAAAAUGGCCUGAUAUGGUUGAAAGUUAUGAAAGUUAUACUGCAAUCGCUUUAUGGAAUUGUAGUAGUAACAUAAAAUUUCCUGACAAAGUGGAAUUUUCAAAGCUCAAGACUUUGUUUCUUGGGGGGGAGGAUUGGAAUGAUUUACUAGUGAUUUCCAGUACAUUUUUUGAAGAAAUGAAAGCCCUUCAAGUUCUAUAUCUCAAACGUUUCUCACUAAAAGGAUUCCAUUCCUUACCAAAUCUUAAAACUUUGUGGUGUGAGGAUUGCAAGCUGGAAAACUUCUCAUCCUCAUUGACAAAUAUCAUGAGAAGCCUUGAGAUUCUUGCAUUGGUUGACACUCCGAUUGAUGAGAUAAGUGAAGAAUUAGUGAAAUUGUCCACACUGAAAUAUUUACGGCUUUCUAGUUUUGGAAUUACAGAAAUGGAAAUUCCGCCCAAGUUGGUAUCAAGGUUGACGUUACUGCAAGAGUUACAUGUGGCAUGCUACAACAAUAUCAAUUUAUUGGAGUUGAACUCAUUGUCUCGUUUAACUGCACUAUCACUUCUCCUUUUUACUAAUCAAUUUCCUCAAGAAGAUUUUGUAUUCCCUAAACUACAGAGGUACAAUAUAGUUGUAGAUGAUUAUGUUAGCUAUUGGAUGGAGCUAACCAUUAGAAAAUUGGCAAUUAAAAACUUCUCAUCCUCAUUGAGUGCAUUUAACAAUUUAUUUUGCAAUGUGGAAAUGUUGGAGUUAGAUAAUGUUAGUGGACUGAAGAACAUUGUGCCAAGCAUAGGAAAAAAGGUACUAAAUGAGUUGACUUCUCUGGAGCUUCUUUAUUGCUAUGAUAUGGAAUUUUUGACUGAUAUAACAAGAGAUCAAGGGCCAACUAAUGCGUUCUCUAAUUUGGUGAAAUUAAAUAUAGAUAACAUGGUUUCUUUGAAAGGGUUGUGCUAUGGUCUUUCUCCAUCUCAUCAUGCAAUUGCUAGCUUCGCAAGACUAAAGGUUGUGAGAAUUCAAUUUUGCAAUAAACUGAAGACAAUCUUCUCACUUUACCUUGCUCAGAGUAUGUUGUGUAUAGAAGAGCUCUACAUAUGUUACUGCGAUGGAGUAGAGCAAGUAAUUGGUUUUGCCCAGGAAGAAGAAAUUAUUAAGAAUGACUCUCGUCUUUGUUGCUGCCCCAAAUUGAGAAUUCUUGAUAUAUACGGUUGCAGAAGUUUAAAAUAUGUUUGUGCAAACACUUCGACUCAAGGGCUUCAAUCAUUGGAAUCUGUCACCAUAAGUGAUUGUCCUCAACUUAUGCAAAUAUUCAAGAUGGAACAAAAUGAGAAUGGGCAAGAUGUUGUGGUUCUCAGAACCAUUGCUGGCCAAAUUUGAAAACUUUUUGGAUAACUAUUCUCAUGCUUCAUUGUACAAGCUCCGCUCUUAGUGGUAUUAUUUAGAUUAUUUGCAUUUUGUAUAUGGAUUUUGACACUGUAGCAAAACAGUAAAUCGAUAUGUUGUUUAAUAUAUGCGAUAAUCUAUUCUACUAAUUUUAUACUUAGUUUGUAAGUGAACUCCAUUGUUCACUCUUUAAAUAAAAAUGUCAAAUCAAGAAAUGGCCUCUAAUGUUUUUAUAACAUUUAUUGGCAUUUCUGUGUGUAUGCAGGACUUGAUUCUUAGUAACGUGAGAACCAUAUGGAAAACUGAUAUGUCUGAAUUGAAUGAAGAUUGUAUAGUAGUAGGGAAUCAUGAAAAGGUAUUUUAAGUUCAAUGUGGGUACUCAUUCUCAAGGAUAAAAGAAUUGUACUUGGGGAAUUUAUUUGAAGCUCGGAUUAUAUGGAAAUGUUUUGCUCAAGUUGUAACCCUUGAGAACCUUUCAACUUUAGAGCUAACAGAUUGCAAGAAGUUAAGAUAUAUAUUUUCACCUAGGAUGGCUCGUAGUUUAUUACAUUUGGUGAAUCUUUCCAUCGAUGGGUAUGAAGAAAUAGAACGACUCAUUUUAGCCAAUGAUCAAAUUUCUUCUUCUUCAUCAUCAAAUGCUGGCCUCCAACCUAUCAGCUUUCUAAAUUUGACAAAGAUCACUUUUACAAAAUGUGAAAUUUUGAAUAGUCUCUUUCCUUUUGGAUCUAUCCAUGUUCUUCCAAAACUUGAAUGUCUCAUAGUUGAAAGGAACUCUAAACUGGAAGAAGUAUUUGAAUUAGAAGAUGAAGUGGAAGUGGUAGCUGAAGAGCAGACGAAAUUUGAUAAAUUAGGAAAGUUAUCACUUGAAGAACUACCGAGCCUCAUUCACUUCAGUCCCAAAGGAUAUCAUUUUGUAUUGUCAACAUUGGAAGAUUUGAAAGUAAGAGAUUGUGUAACACCCCAAACCCGGCCCAAAAGUUACGACCGAAUCUGGCGUGUCACAUUGAAGUGUUUUUCGAAAACCAUGUUUUCAUUGAAAACCCUUCUUGAUGUUUAGAAACUUUUACCGUUUAAACUUGUAUAAAACUUUAGCCUUAUUUUUUUUCCAAAA
Gossypium arboreum is the source of this 4358-nucleotide messenger RNA. Its product is annotated as probable disease resistance protein At4g27220. Gene Ontology annotation, molecular function: ATP hydrolysis activity; ADP binding. The record is from RefSeq and is a predicted model, not a curated record. Bases 398 to 3241 code for a protein of 947 amino acids. The transcript is spliced from 6 exons. NCBI's taxonomy places the organism in Eukaryota, Viridiplantae, Streptophyta, Magnoliopsida, Malvales, Malvaceae.